AUGGGUUUCCUCAGUCACCGCCGUCGUGACGUCCAAGUCAACCCCGAGCAGAAAUGGGAUUUCAUCAGCCUCAAUGAUUUCAAGGCCGGCUCGUUCUUGUCACCAUUUGCCUACGGCUAUCUCUGGUUUUCGCUCUUCAUCUCGCUCGCUGUUUACGGCGUCGAUAUCUUCACGGCCUACCAACUGCUCGCCUUCAACAAAUGGUCCGGCUCGAUCGAACCAUCCCAAAUCAUCGACUUCGACAUCUCGAAAUGGAUCUUUACCGUCUGUAUCCUGCUGUCCUUUGCGAACUUGGCGUAUGAAUACUUCCGUGCCAUCACCAUCAUGCGCCGUGGCAGUGUGGCGGAAUGCUUUCUUGACAGCUUAGCUGCGCGCCUGGAGAGUAUCCGGAUGGGAGAGGGCCGCGGGUGGAAGCGAUUCCUGGUUUUUGCGGAACUCACCAAGAGUAAGAAGGGGGCGGAGUACAUCGCCCUGUUUAGCUUCUUCAGCUUUCAAUCUUGGAUCCGUACCCUGCUCUGCUCCGGGCCUCGCCAGGUCGUCAAUGCGUUGACGCUGUACUCGGUGUACGCUGGAAAAAUCAAUGUUCACGACAAAAACUUUGAAUCGUCCGUGUCCGACUUCUUCGACAAAAUCCGGAUCAUGGCGGAAGAGGAGCCGCGCCAGGUGGUUGUCUUGUCCGGCAUGGUGUUCACUCUCAUCAUCUGGAUUUUUUCGUUCUUGUCGCUGCUGCUGGCGGCCCUGUUCUUCGUCUUCUUCCUGUGGAGCUACAUCCCGCGCGAAGACGGCGGCCUGACGGGCUUCUGCGAGCGCAAGGUCAACAAGCGGCUGCGGCAGAUCGUGGCUAAGAAGAUUGAGAAGGCGAUGGCGGAAGAGGAGCGGAAACGCAAGAAGGCGGAGCUUAAGGCGGCCAAGAAGGGCGGUGGCGAACGGCCGAUGACGAUGAAGCCAUCCAUCCCUGUGCUCGGCGACGACAACCUCUCCGAGAUGCCCACGCUAAACCGGGCCGACACGUUUGCCACAUUCGCCGAGAAGCCUUCGCGCCCGAGCACGCCAGGCAGUAUCGAGAUGAACAGCCUCGGUCGCCGGCCGGGCAUGCCCUUGCGGACCGACACCCGCACGACCGCGACAAGCCAGUACUCGUCCGAUGCGUCUCUACUGGGCGGCGCGGCCGGGAUGGGCAUGGCGUCCCCUGAUGCGUCCACCCCGAGCCUGCCGCCGCUGGACCUGAACGGGUACCCGCCAGCGCGGCCCGCAACGUCGUCCACCAACCGGAGCUACGGCCCCGGCCCGCAGAUGGCACGGAUGCCGUCGAACGGUUCAUCGCUACGGGGCUACACCGCGAGCCCGGCGAAUUUCACCUCGGAACCCGUGCCUUCGCUCCCGCCGUCUGUCUUGUCGCCCGGGUCCUUCAGUAGCCAGGGACCUGGCCCCCGCAACCAAUCGACGCUGCCGUAUCCCUCAGACAACAGGAUGCCGCAGUACGACGACCAAUCCCAUUACUCGGAUAACAGGAUACACGACGACGACAGGUCUCAUUACUCAGACAACCGGAUUGACGACGCGAGAUCUCAUUACUCCGACGACAGACAACCCUACUCAGGAGACGGCCGGAUGCCUCUCCGCGUCGACACACGAUCACCCCACCCCGACAACCGAUCCCUCUUCUCCGCCAACAGCGCCAACCCCAACAACCUACCCUACCCGCCCGACAGGCCCCCCUUCGACGACCAAGCCAGCGGGCGCGCUAGUCCCGCCCCGUCAACCACCACCUUCCGCAGCAACCCCAUGUCCCCGCGCGGCCCCGGUGGCGUCGGCCCAGACGGCUAUCCCAUCCGCAGCGCCACCAAUGCCUACCCCCAACGGGGACCCCCACAGCCUUACCACCCCCCACCUCGGUCCAUGACCCAGCCUAUGCCGUCAUCCCACAGCGGGUCACAAAGAGGCAUGCCCCCUCCAAGUCGCCAACAACAACAAUCCCCGUUCCGGGCGUAUAACUCGCCGUAUCACACCCCGAGCGCUAGUAACAGCUCGCUGCGGAAUAUGGUCAACGCACCUAGGCAGGGGCCGCGGGAAACACAGGCACAAGGAAGCGAGUAUGAUGACCAGGCGGACGUGUUGAGUGAAUACAGUGGUACCAGUGGAUCCAGUCAGCAGAGGCGGGGGACACCGGGGCCGAUGAACCCGGGUCCGGAUCCGGGUCCGGGGUCGGCGGGGGGUUAUUCGAGGGGGGCGCCGGCGAGGGGGAAUGGGUAUUGGGAUGAUGAUGGGAAUGGGGAUGGGCAUGGGGGUGAUGGGAGUGCGGGGGGGUGGGAGAGGGAUGUGGAAAGGGGGGGGAGGUAUUAG
Molecule: messenger RNA, 2343 nt
Organism: Dichotomopilus funicola
Lineage: Eukaryota; Fungi; Ascomycota; Sordariomycetes; Sordariales; Chaetomiaceae
Exons: 3
Coding region: 1-2343 (780 amino acids)
Biological process (GO): potassium ion transmembrane transport
Cellular component (GO): plasma membrane
Molecular function (GO): potassium ion transmembrane transporter activity
Source: RefSeq, a predicted model, not a curated record